UUGGGCCACGAAUUGACACCCUUACUUCGAGGCCUCGCGUUUGCGGAUAUCUUCUCUCUCUCUCAAUUCCUGUCGCCAGGCUUCACAUUUUACUCUCAGAUCUCUAAAACCAGGGAGAAAACCUAUAGCUCUGAAUUAACAUCAAUGGCUACAGCUGUGCAGGAAGUUCUGCCCCCUACUCUGGAAUCUACUGCAGAGCCCCCCACUCUUUUUGAUGGAACAACAAGGUUGUACACAGCUUAUAUAUGCCCAUUUGCACAGCGUGCUUGGAUUGCUCGGAAUUACAAGGGUUUGCAGGACAAAAUGAAGUUGGUUCCUCUUGAUCUGGAUAAUAGGCCUACCUGGUACAGGGAGAAAGUCUAUCCCCCAAACAAGGUUCCUUCACUGGAGCACAAUAAUGAAAUCAGAGGAGAGAGUCUUGAUGUGGUCAAAUACAUUGAUAGUCACUUCGAAGGGCCUGCAAUUCUCCCUGAUGAUCCUGAAAAGAAAAAGUUCGCAGAAGAAUUGCUCUCCUACUCAGACACCUUCGUUGGAACUGUGUUUAGUUCAAUUAAAGGAGACCCUAACGCCGAUGUUGGUGCUGUUUUUGAUUACCUGGAAAAAGCUCUUUCCAAAUUUGAUGAUGGGCCUUUCUUCCUUGGCCAGUUCGGUGAGGUGGACAUAGCCUAUGCUCCAUUUAUCGAAAGAUUUGAACCAUUACUGCUGGAGUUGAAGAAAUGUGACAUCACCACUGGCAGGCCGAAGCUAGCAGCAUGGAUUGAGGAGGUGAACAAGAUUGAGGCCUACAAACAAACGAAACUUGAUCCACAAGUGCUGCUUACACCCCUGAAAAGAAAGCUUCUUGGUCAGUGAGAUAUGUGGUAUAAUGUCUCUCCCUUAGUCUCUUCUCCAGGAUCUUUUCCACUAUUUGGGUUAUGUUUUCAGUAUAUGGAAUAAAGUGUGAUAAUCUGAGUGUAUACAUGAGAGUACAUUACAUAAAUAAAUUGUAACCUCUGCCUAUGUAGGAGAGAAAUAUAAACUAUAUUAUUUAAACAA
Messenger RNA from Macadamia integrifolia, 1035 nucleotides. Its product is annotated as glutathione S-transferase L3-like. NCBI's taxonomy places the organism in Eukaryota, Viridiplantae, Streptophyta, Magnoliopsida, Proteales, Proteaceae. The record is from RefSeq and is a predicted model, not a curated record. The transcript has 10 exons. Gene Ontology annotation, molecular function: glutathione transferase activity. Bases 145 to 852 code for a protein of 235 amino acids.